CUGUGGUUGAAAGGUACAUCAAAGAUUAGCAAGGCAACAAAAUGACAUCAACCACCCAAACACAACUAAGCUUUUGAACCAAACACAACUGACAACACACUCACAAGCUUUCUUUCUUCUAACCAGACAAAGGUGCAAUGAGAUCAGCAACAACUUGUCCAAUCACAGCGAAAUCUAUGACAAUUGAGUACAACAAUGCCAUAUGUCACAUCUUGUAGAUUGCUCAAAUACAUCAAUCACAGUGAAUCUAAAAAAACGAGUAGAGAAUAACUUCACCAUAGACGAUGAGACCACCAGACUAGGGCAAUCAACCAUCACAAGGAGCGAAUCAAUAUUCCCAACAUGUAAUCUCCAGAUCCCAAGAUGAGCUAGCCCAUAACAGGAAACCCAAUAUAGAACGAAGAGCAACAACUAGACUAGAGAGUGAAAAAUGGAAGGCCACAACGACUGGAGAAAGAGAAUCAAAACGAAAAGUUCGAGAAAAAAUCACCAAACGCCAGGGCAAGAAAAGCGAGAACAAGAAAAGCACAAAUAAAGCGAAAGGAGAAGGAAGUGAGCUGCCACCGGUCACUCAAAGGGAGCCAGCGGCAGCCCCUGGAUGCGGAAGAGUGGAGCUGGAGUUAAAGAGAAGGGAGAGCAAAAAUUAAAAUUUAAGGAUGCGAGAGAAGAAGUUUUCAUUUGUUGGUUGUUGUUUCCGUAUCGAAGAUUAUACCGAAAAAACCAAUAGUAGAAUAUCUAGUAAAAUCGGGUUUUUUUUUACAAAUAAUUCAACUUUUAUUCCUCCCUCGAAAAAGGCGAACAAAUUACAAUCUUACAGAAGAUCGGAAAUUAGAUCAAGAAUAUUAAUCCAGUCAACAGGCAGAUUAGAUCUCGCUUUAGAUCGUGCAACCCAGUCCGCUCAAACAUUCAUCGCUCUUGGUACCUCCUUGACUUUAAAGGCAGGCUUUGACCUGAGGAUAUUGAUCAUAGACUCCAUCCAUGCUGCACAGCGCCAUGACCAUCUUGAUUAACCUUUACCCAAAGCUUUCACCAGUAUCUGACAGUCAGAUUGGACCGAGUAAAAUCGGAUUCAUUGGCUUCCUACCACUAAAAUCGCAUAGGCCGGUUUCGUGUAUUAAGGUUGGACCGAGUGGAGCCGUAGGGUUUCUACUUUCUGGAACAUUUCUAUCAUCUCAAAAUCCCUAAUCUCCUUUCUUUGCCGCCCGGUCGCAGCCAACCCGAAUAAACCCCGGGGUCGGUACAGUCACUGACUCGCUUCUGCUUCGCCUGCUGUUCUAAAUAGCCUGCUGCCUGAUCGCGACGCCGCUCUUGUUGCUCCGUCAAUCGGCCGCGGCGCCAAGUCAUAUGCUUUUAGCGUCGUGUUGGCCAUCCUCCGAAGGUCGUCGUGUCUCCUCUGAAGCUGGAUUUAGCCAUUAGUCACCGAAGGUCGGAUCGCCAUCGCUCCGUCGUCUGAUUCAUUGGCGUCAAAAGGCAUCAUCUUCCUCCGGGGCUGAACCUGGUCGCGUCGCUGUCUCUUUGUACUCACAAUGCUAGCGCUGAAGGCACUAUCGACUUCCCGUCUCGGAAAUCGAUGGUUGAUUCCGGUGGGGGUUUUCCCCAUUUCCCCCUUCUCUGAACUGGCAGGAAGGUCAACAAGUUCAAGCUCUACAUGUUUAAUUGACUGUCUGAUUACAAAAUUCGAAUUCCCUGAAACCAAAGCCCUCUCCAUCGCUGCUCGAAUUCCCCGUCUCAAAUCUUCCCAAAAGCCCCAAGCUUUGUUCGCGUUCCUGCGAGGCCUAGGGUUCUCUCUUGACUGUAUUCAGUCUACUGUCUCUGGGGCUCCGCAGAUUCUCUUCGCCAACGUUGACAAGAACCUUAAACCCAAGAUCGAGCUGUUUCAGAAAUUGGGUUUCGAGAGUCCUCGUCUUGUUAAGUUCCUCUCUAAGAAUGGUGCUGUGUUUGCUGCUAGUCUGGAGAAGAAGCUGCGUCCUCGAGUUCAUAUUUUGCUGGAAACUUUCCAUCAGAAGGAUGUGCUUAAGGCUAUUGAAAAAUGCAGUUGGCUUGCAUUUAUGUACCCAAAUUCUAGAUUGCUGUCGAACGUUGCUUUGUUGCAGAGCUGUGGCAUUGUUGGGUCUCAGCUCUCGAUGCUGUUGAAGAUGCAGCCUAGGUUGUUCAUUAGGACAGAUUGUCAAGUUAGAGACAUUGUUUCGAGGACGUUGGGUUUGGGGUUUUCAGUGGAAUCACGGAUGUUUAUAUAUGGGUUGUCUGCUGUUAGUGCCUUCAGCGUGGCAACACUUGACCGGAAGUUUGCUGUAUUCGAGGGUUUUGGGUUUUCAAGGAGUGAAUGCAUUGCAAUGUUCAGAAGAGUUCCGACCGUGCUGGGUCGCUGUGAUGAGAAGUUAAGUUCUGGCGUGGAUUUCUUUUUGAACACCGUGAAUCUGACAAAGGAGAUGGUGGUUCGUAGUCCUGCACUGUUGAUGUAUAGCAUGGAGGGAAGAGUUAUUCCUCGAUAUCGAGUUUUGAAGACUAUGGAAUCAAAGUUUCUGUUCAAGAAGAAGCCAAGCUUUAGCUCUGUUAUGACUCUUACAAAUGAAAGAUUCGUGGAAAAGUUCGUAUUCAUGUAUCCAGAACAUGCAGAGGAACUAUUAAUUGCUUACAAUGGUCGCAAUGUGGAUUCCUCUGCAGAUGCAGCUUAUUCAUAGUUGUCAGUGAUUUGAUUUCAUCCAGCCACCUCACCUGGAGACCUUGUUGCAAAAGCUUUUGAUGCUAAAGAUAUGUUGGUGAUUUGAAAUUUUGUUGAGGGUCCAUGGUUCUUAGAAGAAUGGAAUGGAGUUGCAGAUGUAAAGUGAUCAUCUUGGACAUUUUCUAUUCAUCUUGUGGCGAAGUUGACAGCAAGAAAACCUUUGUGGAGGCCAUCAGUAUUGCAAUGAUUUUAUCAACAAGUUUACUUACUCAUAUUGUCCAGAGGAUGAAAGGGAGUCGAAGACACUCAUUUACUACAAAUGAAUCAAAUGAAUUAUAAACUAAUUA
Molecule: messenger RNA, 3009 nt
Organism: Linum trigynum
Lineage: Eukaryota; Viridiplantae; Streptophyta; Magnoliopsida; Malpighiales; Linaceae
Source: the annotation of a GenBank genome assembly